AUGGAGGCUAAACUAGAUGAUGGAGUUAACCGAGGUGCUGGAAUCCAAGAGGAUGGUAGCGGCAAACACAGUCUGAAACAAAUGAGACACCGAUUGGAGAUGGUAAAACGGAUACUUGUGAUGAAGGGGUGGAGGGAGAAGCCAUUGAAUAUUGAGACUAUUCGCAAGGGUGAUAAUGGAAGUGUGAUUAGGAGGAGGUUUUUUUGCAACAAAGCAGGGCUGAGGCAGCGCAAACAUUACGAAAGGCUUGACAGGAAGAGGGACCACAGAUCGGAGAUGCGCACAAACUGUGACGCAAAGCUGUCAAUCUUAUGGGAUGAGGUCAGCGAAAUUUGGAGGGUUAGAAAAGUUAUACUAGAUCACAACCAUGAUUUAACUCCUAUGAGGAUGGUUCAUAUGAUCAACAGCUUUAGAGACAUGAAUUGUUCAGCUAAGGCACAGAUUAAUGGCAUGCAGGGACACGGUGUCCCGACGUCGAAGAUCCUAGGUUAUAUGGCAGGGCAAGCCGGGGGGUAUUCUUUGAUGGGUUUCACGAAAAAGGAUGCCUAUAACUACAUCGAGAAGACCAAGCGGGAGAAGAUUGUUGAUGGAGACGCUAACGUCGCAAUAAUUUAUUUAGAGGGAAAAGCAGUGUCGGAUCCGAUGUGCAUGGCUAGGUACAAUUUGACGGACAAAAAUAUGUUAGCGAACUUGUUUUGGGCUGAUGGUGGGAGCCGGGUUAAUUACCAACACUUUGGUGAUGUGCUUUCCUUCGAUUCGACUUACAAGAAAAAUAAAUAUAGGAGACCUUGGGUAAUCUUUUCUGGUUCAAACAAUAAUAAGCAAACAACCAUAUUUGAGUUUGGUUUGGUGUUGGAUGAAAGCAUUGAGUCAUACACGUGGUUGCUUGAAAAUUUGUUGGAGGUAAUGUGCAACAAAAAGCCAUCGGUGAUUGUGACAGACGGGUGUGACUCAAUGAGGGCAGCAAUCAAGGCAGUGUUUUCGGAGGCCACACAUAGGCUGUGUGCUUGGUAUGUGGAGAAGAACGUGACUUCGAAUGUGAAGGAUGAAGGCUUAAGACAACUUUUCACUAGGUGGUUGUACUCAAAUAUGGAGAUAGAAGAGUUUGAGGCAGAGUGGGACGCAUCUGUUGUUGAAUACCGACUUCAUGAUAGUUUUUGGGCGAAGGAAACUUAUGACAAGCGAAAAAUGUGGGCAAAUGCGUACUUAAAAGACAAAUUUUGUGCCGGGUUCCGCACUACUUCUCGAUGUGAAGGUAUUAAUGCGAAUGUUAAAAAGUUUCUUAAUUCAAGGCACAGUAUUCUUGAGUUGGUACAGAAUGUUGAGUUGAUGGUACGAGAGUAUCGGAAUAACGAGUUAGAGGCCCACUUCAAGUCCAUUCACGGUAACCCAGUGAUCGCGACUUGCUUGGACCCACUCGAGCGGUUUGCUGCCGAUGUUUACACACGAGAGUUAUUCUUGGACGUGAAGAGGGAAAUUGAAGGUGUUCGUGCGGUUAACUUUGUCGCAAAGGUUUGCCAAUCCACGACUAUGGUGUACACAGUUGAAGACUACGGCAUUCCGGGUAGGCCACUAACGUUACUGUAUGAUAGGGUUGUGAAUAGAGUUCAGUGUCCUUGCCAAUUUUGGUUGCGAAAGGGUUAUCCGUGUCGACACAUGUUUUUCGUUUUGAAGUAUGAGCAUGCGAGGAAAAUUCCAUCAAGGUUGGUGAUGAAGAGGUGGUGUAAGGACGCUAAAUCAUUGGAUAACUAUGGUAAAGGAAGAGCUGAUGAGUGCAGUGAGAGGGAAUUUCUAUUACGUCAGGGUGCAUUGCACUCUGCAUCGCAGUGGUUUUCAUUCUUAGUUGCACAUAGCCCGGGUUUGUUUAACACAACGAUGAGUGGCAUACGAGCUUUAUGUGAACAAAUUGAGGCUGCUUGCGAUCAGAAAGGUCCGUCGGCAAAGGGAAGAGAUACUCCCAGUGUGAAGGAUCCCGUGGUGGUUAAGACCAAAGGGGCUCCCUGGAUUAAGAAAAUGAGUGGUAGGAAGAGGCGGUGUAGCAUGUGCCGGAAAGCCGGACACACGAAGCGACACUGCAUUGGAAAGCGGGGAGUGAAUAUGCAGGCAGACCCACAGGUGGAUGAAAAGGAACAAAUCAACCUUCCCAUGACAUAUGCGAGCAUAUGGGGCACAAUGGUGGUCAAGGUAUGGGGCUUGCCAAUUUUUUUAAGCAUCAAACGCGGUAUAUGCAACCUUGCAUGA
Arachis stenosperma is the source of this 2241-nucleotide messenger RNA. Its product is annotated as protein FAR1-RELATED SEQUENCE 5-like. The transcript is spliced from 3 exons. The record is from RefSeq and is a predicted model, not a curated record. Lineage: Eukaryota; Viridiplantae; Streptophyta; Magnoliopsida; Fabales; Fabaceae. Gene Ontology annotation, molecular function: zinc ion binding. Bases 1 to 2241 code for a protein of 746 amino acids.